Messenger RNA from Colletotrichum graminicola M1.001, 1089 nucleotides. Its product is annotated as asparaginase. Gene Ontology annotation, molecular function: N4-(beta-N-acetylglucosaminyl)-L-asparaginase activity. Gene Ontology annotation, biological process: protein deglycosylation. The record is from RefSeq and is a predicted model, not a curated record. NCBI's taxonomy places the organism in Eukaryota, Fungi, Ascomycota, Sordariomycetes, Glomerellales, Glomerellaceae. Bases 1 to 1089 code for a protein of 362 amino acids. The transcript has a single exon.
AUGCCGGGUCUCGUCCCCCGCUUCGCCCCACUCCUCCUCUCCCUUCUCGCCGGGCACGUCGUUCUCGCGCAGUCUUCUCCGGGGCUCCCCAUGGUUAUCAACACGUGGGGAGGCGCGUUUACCGCUGCGACCGACGCAGCAUAUCAGGCUCUGGUUAAGAAAGGCGCCUCAGCCCUUGACGCCGUCGAGAUCGGCUGCGCAACCUGUGAGGCCAACCAGUGCGACGGCAGCGUUGGCUUCGGCGGUUCGCCCGACGAACAUUGCGAGACUACCCUCGACGCCAUGAUUAUGGACGGCGUGACAAUGAAGUCGGGGUCCGUCGCGGCGCUCCGCCGCGUCAAGAACGCGAUUGGCGUAGCCCGGCACGUUCUGGAGUACACCUCGCACACCAUGUUGGCUGGCGACCUGGCAACAGAAUUCGCCAUUGAAAACGGUUUCCCGGUGGAGGACCUUACGACAGAGGCUUCGGCUGCGAGGUGUGCUGAGUGGCGGCGCAACAACUGCCAGUCCAACUACAGGCAAAACGUCACGCCCGACCCAAAGUCAGCCUGUGGUCCUUACACGCACAUCAAGCUUGACUCGAGAUCUCCAGACUACUUUGACCUUAUCGCUCCGAAUUCCGCCCAGACAUCUCAUGACACCAUCUCAAUGAUGGCAUUGGACACAAAUGGUGUUAUGGCGGCAGGCACCUCGACCAACGGUGCUUCCUUCAAAGUCCCUGGGCGUGUCGGCGACGGCCCGAUUACCGGGUCGGGUUCUUAUGUCGACGGGGAUGUCGGUGCCUGCGGCGCCACCGGUGAUGGCGACAUCAUGAUGCGGUUUCUACCCUGCUACCAAGCUGUGGAGAGUAUGAGACGAGGUAUGAGCCCGCAAGAGGCUGCGAGGGACGCUGUGGUGCGCAUGGUGAAGAAAUACCCGGCAGUGUCGAGUGGCGUUGUGGUUGUCAACAACAAGGGGGAACAUGGAGGUGCGGGAUCUGGAUGGACCUUCACGUAUGCUUUCAGGGGCGGCAAGAUGAACGCGACCGAAGUCGUGACUGUGCCACCUGUAUACGUCAGUCCUUCGCUGAGCAGUGCAGAACUAAGAUAA